CGCCCGCUUUCCGUGCGUGGCCGCCUGGGGGAAGGACAGCAUAACUGUCCGACUCGUCCCUCCCAAAAGGAGGCGGCCGGAACCAUUGGUUCCUAAUUCCUUGCUACACAAGUCUCUGGGAGACCUGCGGAAUCCUAAACUCGUAUUGUUCUCUGACAGAGUUAUGCUUCAUCACUACUGCCAAACUCCCGAUCCUGUGCACCAUGAGGUCUGACUCUUACAAUUUUUUCCUGAGAGGAAAUUUGGAAGUCAAUGACUGUUUCCGGGAGGAGCUGAGAAGGCGAUGCUCACUUCCGGCGGAGGGAGGCUUCUGACCCGGGAUGGAUCAGGCGGAGGAGCUGCUCUUGGAGGGGGAGAGGCUGCAGUUUGCCCCCAAGCCGCGCCUGGACCCGGGCUCAGGAUGGAGCCCUUCCGGGGAAGGCUGUGCUCAGGGCCUCAAAGACUUCCCACCCUGGCCGACCCGAGCCGUCCACGCUUUAAAGAGCCUCCCCCGGGGUUUGGCCCUUGGCCCCUCGCUGGCCGAGGAACAGCGCUUGGGGGUCUGGUGUGUCGCGGAGCCUCUGCAGCCGGGACUGCUCUGGGGGCCGCUGGAAGAAGAGUCUGUCUCUGAGCAGAAGGACGAGGUUGUGAAACCACGGCAGGAGAAGGACGUGUCACUAGGCCCAUGGGGAGACGUGUGUGCUUGUGAGCAGAGUUCAGGCUGGCCCAGUUUGGUGCAGCGGGGCAGGCUGGAGGGUGAGGGAAACGUGGCCCCGGUGUGGAUCAACGAGAGGCUCCACCUGCAGGUGUACCGGGUGGUGCUACCUGGCUUUGAGUUGCUACUGUGGCCCAGGACUCCAGCUGAGGGCAUCAGCCCUACCCAGCCCACGCUAGAAGAAGAGGCAGCUGUGGCUGUGGUGACAGGAGUGGAAUCUGCUGUACAACAGGAAGCGGCCUCUCCUGAGGAGGAUGCAGCAGAACCUUGUACAGAUCAUGGUCACCAGUCACCUCCCAGCAUCCAGGCAGAGCAUAUGGUGAGCUCUGGACUUAAGCUUCUAACCCAGGACCAACUUUCCAAGGAGAGCCAAACAUUUGUUCCGUUGCCUCAGGAUGGCAGCGUGUACGAGGAGUCCCCACCCCAGACACAGAUGCCACCUGAACCUCAGAGCAGUGAGGCCACUUCAUCUUCUGGGGGCACCCAGCUGCAUGCUUACCUGGUCAAGAAGUUACGUAGCCCCAGUAAUCAGUGCCCACCCAGAGCAAAAACCUCAGAGCACAAGGUGCAGCAGGCUGGAGAGCAGCACCCCAGCUUCUCUGCACGUUUGAGGAACCCUCCUGGCCCGGUGGGAGGCUCUCCAAAACAGGGGCGACGGUACCGGUGUGGCGAGUGUGGCAAGGCGUUCCUGCAGCUGUGCCACCUGAAGAAGCAUGCGUUCAUGCACACAGGCCACAAGCCCUUUCUUUGCACCGAGUGUGGCAAGAGCUAUAGCUCAGAGGAGAGCUUCAAAGCCCACAUGCUGGGACACCGUGGGGUACGGCCCUUCCCCUGCCCACAGUGCGACAAGGCCUAUGGCACCCGACGAGACCUCAAAGAGCACCAAGUGGUGCAUUCAGGUGCCCGACCCUUUGCUUGUGACCAGUGUGGCAAGACCUUUGCCCGCCGGCCCUCCCUACGGCUGCAUCGCAAGACCCACCAGGUGCCAGCUGCCCCAGCCCCAUGCCCGUGUCCCGUGUGUGGGCGGACCCUGGCCAGCCAGGGCUCCCUGCGGAACCACAUGCGGCUCCACACAGGGGAAAAGCCCUUUCUGUGCCCACACUGUGGCCGGGCGUUUCGCCAGCGGGGCAACCUGCGUGGGCACCUGCGGCUGCACACAGGGGAGCGCCCUUACCGCUGCCCGCACUGUGCCGACGCCUUCCCACAGCUGCCUGAACUGAGGCGCCAUCUCAUCUCCCACACUGGGGAGGCCCACUUGUGCCCCGUGUGUGGGAAGGCCCUCCGAGACCCACAUACGCUGCGUGCUCACGAGCGCCUGCACUCGGGGGAGAGGCCCUUCCCAUGCCCCCAGUGUGGCCGUGCUUACACACUGGCCACCAAGCUGAGGCGCCACCUCAAAUCCCACCUGGCCGACAAGCCCUACCGCUGCCCCACCUGUGGCAUGGGCUACACCCUCCCCCAAAGCCUCAAGCGGCACCAGCUCAGUCACCAGCCUGGGGCACGCUCUAGCCCCCCCUGUGUGCCUCCUGCUUCUGAGCCCACAGUGGUGCUACUGCAGACUGAGCCAGAACUGCUGGACACAUGCAGCAAACAGGAUGCCUCCCCAGCCCGGGAUGUCUUCGAAGUCACCAUUUCUGAGAGCCAGGAUAAGUGCUUUGUGGUGCCGGAGGAGCCAGGCCCCGCACCCAGCCUGGUGCUCAUCCAUAAGGACUUAGGCUUUAGCACCUGGGCAGAAGUGGUGGAGGUGGAGACAGGCACCUGACACCCUCGCCUUUCCCCGGCAGAGCUCUAUAUAAAGACAAGCGUUUUCUA
This is a messenger RNA of Pteropus alecto (black flying fox), 2506 nucleotides long. It is a transcript of the gene ZNF408, whose product is annotated as zinc finger protein 408. Gene Ontology annotation, biological process: regulation of transcription by RNA polymerase II. Lineage: Eukaryota; Metazoa; Chordata; Mammalia; Chiroptera; Pteropodidae. The record is from RefSeq and is a predicted model, not a curated record. The transcript is spliced from 5 exons. Gene Ontology annotation, molecular function: RNA polymerase II transcription regulatory region sequence-specific DNA binding; DNA-binding transcription factor activity, RNA polymerase II-specific. Gene Ontology annotation, cellular component: nucleus. Bases 321 to 2456 code for a protein of 711 amino acids.